AUGCGGAGGAAAAGUAAUCAGCUAGUCAGCUCCCAAGCCUGCACCUCAGAAAUCAGAAACGAGUGUGAAAAACACGAUAAGCAGAACUUUCCACUAAAAUACUCCAUCAGGGAUAAAUUCGAAAAAUUGUGCGGAUUUAGCCCAAGUGAUCUCUCGUCCUUUCACAAAUUUACCGCACUUUUGUACAGACCAGCUGAUUCAGCUAGUUUAGGAGUUGCCCGAGCACUUUUUGGAUUAUGCAUGGUUUUGGACGUCGUGGAGGAACGAGAAUUAGCAGACGUCGAUAUAAAAUGGGGAGAUCCGAGGGACUGCCAUUUUCCACUUAUCCACGGAAUGAAACCUCCCUCGUUACCAUGGAUGAUACUGAUUUACACGAUAAUGUGGAUCGGAGCUUUCGGAAUUAUGCUCGGCUUCCGGUUCAAACUAGCCUGCGCCUGUUUCGUUAUCCCUUAUUGGUACAUCUUCCUGCUGGAUAAGAGCUACUGGAACAAUCACACGUAUCUCUACGGGAUCGUUGCCGUUCUCUUCUGGGGUACGGAGGCUAACAAGUACUUAGCAUUGGAUGCGAGAAGAUGGAAAGGAACGAAGAGCACGGUGCCGCUGUGGAAUUACUUCAUUCUGAAGUUCCAAUUUUUCGCUCUGUACUUCUUGGCCGGACUGAAGAAAUCCGGCACGGAAUGGCUGUCAGGCUACGCCAUGACAAAUCUCUCGACGCACUGGGUGUUCAGCCCGUUCAAAUUAUUCUUGACCACCGAGCAGACUGAUUUUUUCAUAGUUCAUUGGUUUGGUUUUAUCUUUGACCUUACGGUCGGAUUUUGGAUGCUGUUCGAUAAAACCCGUAUCCCUGCAAUGAUUUUCUGCACAGCCUUUCACUUAAUGAACUCUCGAUUAUUCAGUAUCGGAAUGUUUCCGUACGUGUGCCUCGCGACAAUGCCACUUUUCUGCAGUCCAGACUGGCCUCGAAGGUUCGGCUCCCUUCGGAAACGCAAUUUGAUCCCUUCGUUCCUCGCGACAAAUCGAAACACCAGGAAAUCCACGAAAAUUUCCAACAGCCAACCAGAAGAAACACGCGAGAAACGUAUUUCCAACGACGAAACUUCGAACAGUAAAAGUAACGAACACUCCAGCAACGAAGUAGACAGAGAAACACGCGAGAACGAAGAGAAUCUGAUAAAAGCAAGGAGGUCUGCGAUUAAUUGCAAAAGUAUUAAGGACGCCAGCUGCAAAUCGAUUAAAGUAACGAAGAAACAGAAGUUCGUAGUCUCUCUACUAUUAUUUCAUGUAUUUCUACAGUUCUUCUUACCAUAUUCACAUUUCAUUACAAUGGGUUACAACAACUGGGUGCCAGGAAUGUACGGUUACUCCUGGGACAUGAUGGUCCACGUUUGGGACACUAUACUCGUCGUAAUUAAAGUCCACGACAACCUGAGCAACCAGGAUCGAUACUUGGAUCCAAACGCAUGGGUGCAGUCGGAUCGAUGGGAGAAACACGGAGAUAUGGCCAGGCAAUACGCUUUCUGUCUGAGAGACAAUCUGAUCGAGCAAGAGAGUCAGCUGUUCGAUAAGAAUCGCCAGCGAGAUAGAAAGUCCAAGUGGACGCGACUGUCGUCGAACUUGAGCAUCUACAUCGACGUCUGGUGCUCGCUGAAUGGAAGAUUCCAGCAGAGAAUGUUUGAUCCGAGUGUUGACUUGCUAACUGCAGAUUGGCACCCACUUAAGCCGAUCUCGUACUUAAUGCCUCUUCUCUCGCAGUAUAAUUCGUACAGAUACAAAUUGGAGGAAAUUCAGCAGCACGUUUACACAUGGUCCAACGACACAGACGUUCUCUUCGUAGCUGACUUUCCAGGAAUGCAUCUGGACAAUUACAUCACGAAGAAUUUAACGAACGUGACGUUGACGGUACUGGAAGGCGAGGUGACGUACAGCGACGAGAAAGAAGAGAACGGUAUCGUCGUCUCGAAAGGAGCCUCGAUCCCCAUAGAAACCGGCCAAUUUCACAAAGUGAAAACAACCAGCGGUUAUCCAGCCUGCUACAUGUACACCUACACCAAUCGGAACAAGGAACAAUCGGACGUGGACGGAAUAAUGGAGCAGGAAGAAUCGAGGGAGGAUCUGUCGAUCUCGAGGGAAAUUAAUUACAAGAUCGACGCUUGGACGAGAUCGCUGAAUCACAUAGCGAACGCGUUUUUCUAUCUGGUCUACGACGUUCCGAUGAUUCGAAGAGUACAAACGAACAAAUAA
Molecule: messenger RNA, 2241 nt
Organism: Habropoda laboriosa
Lineage: Eukaryota; Metazoa; Arthropoda; Insecta; Hymenoptera; Apidae
Gene: GC
Product: vitamin K-dependent gamma-carboxylase
Exons: 9
Coding region: 1-2241 (746 amino acids)
Biological process (GO): peptidyl-glutamic acid carboxylation
Molecular function (GO): vitamin binding; gamma-glutamyl carboxylase activity
Source: RefSeq, a predicted model, not a curated record